UCUGACUCACGUUGUUGCUGACAGUCGAGUGAGCAGGUCAUAAACUAGUUUGGUGCAAGAACAGUUUGUGUCCGCUGUCAUGGAGUCGCAGGGGAAAAAGCACCUUUCCCGAUCAUUGUUUUGUGUGUUUGUGUUGUGUACGCAGCUUCAGCCGAGUUUGACGGGAGACUGUCCUGGAGAUGGACGCACCUGGGUGCCUUUCAGAGACAGAUGUUACCACUUUGUCCACGGAGACGAAGACAAAAUCAAAAGCUACACUUUUGAAAGAGCAAAAACUCUCUGCCAAGGCUUUGAGCUUUUGACCAUCCAGAGCGCUGAGGAGAAUGACUUUGUCAUUAAAUAUAGCCCAAAGGUGUGGAAAGGCAGUGUCAAUGUGUGGCUGGGAAUGUAUUAUGACACAAACAGUGAUGACAUGAAGUGGUACAGUGAAGACCCUGUGAAGUUCACCAACUGGGAAGACAGCUAUUCUCCAUCAGACCUUGCGCCCAUAGAUAGGUGUGUGGCUCUGCAUAGUGACACAGGAAAGUGGGAAAAUGUCAGCUGCAUGGAUGAUGUGGAGAAUGGAGUGGUCUGUGAGACAGCUCAGGACGCAGAGGAAGCCAAGCAAAAACCUAGUGCGCUGCUGUCGGCCCUGGUCAUUCUCAGCGUGGUAGCUAUCAUGGGAGUCUCAGUGGUUAUUUGGUUCCUGCACCAGAAGCAUAAUCUGGGCUCUACUAUCUUCACGGCGUUCGAGUACCACCCUCCGUUCAGAGUCCUGGACACAGACCGGUCCUGCCUGGUGGAGGCUGAGGAGACGGACAGCGUGCCGUAGGAAACUAUAGUCUGUGCUCUCUUCACUAGGUGGAUUCCACUCUUAAAACAGUUACUGAAGCAGUUUUGGGUUAGCACAAUGUCGAUGACUCAGAAUAAUGUAGUGUGAUUGAGAAAAAACUGACGCCAAUACUAACCACUCACUGUGGCACAUCCUAAAACAUCUCACCAUUUCUGCUUUUUUGUCAUCUGCACUAACAAAGAGUCAUCUGUGUAUAUAUAUCAAUUGAAUUUAGCUAUAGUCUGGUGUACAUGUCAUCUGUGAUUGGAUGUACAGUAACAUCAGGCUAUUUAUCAGGCACUACACAUUGCUUGGAUAACAUUUCAGAUCAUUGUUUCUCUCUCAUAUUGAAAGUAACUCAUUAUUUCUUGUUGAAAGAGGGAGAACUGAAGAGCAAAGCAUUCAUACUUUUGGUGAGCGGACAGAAAUGUUCUGUUUAGUAUCGUAUUCCCAUAAAGUUGGGGAAUAGAGGGAGAUUAUACAAGGAAUGGUCCAAAUCAGUGUAGCAGAGCCUGCUGACUUUUUGUCCCUAGUAUGGCUCAAGCUCUAAAACCACUGGAUUGGUUGGAUUUCUUUUUUGUUACACCCUCCCCGCCUGGUAAAUGCUCACGUCUCUUCUACUCCAUCAACUUGUGACACACAUUUUCUGUUCUAAAUUUGAGACAACCCUGUCAGGAUCACAAGGGUUAUUGCCUCAGACUUUAUACAGCUCCCCCCAGAGCCACAGAGGACAAAAUACAUCCAUUUUCACAGGCUAAGUAGUACUUCUCAUGAUGAGUAAAUGGACAUGCAUAAAAUAGUCCCUAAGUAGUAUUCAUAGAAACAGGAAUUCUCAAUCACAUACUAUGAAGGCCACAUGUUAUCUUAAUCAGGCCAAAAGCUGAGUGAGACUAUUGUAUGAGCAGUUGCUUGAUUACUUCAUGUAUGUUAAUGUUGCCAUUGAAGUGUUGUUGCGCAGUCCAUUAAGCAGAUUCUUUUCCAAGUAAAAAAUCAAUUGAAAUGGAAAACCGUCCUAAAGCAGACACCCUGACCAGUUUCCCUGCAUUCUGUCCUGGGCUAAUGUUUGUUUUGGUUUUUUUUACCAACUUUUUGGCUGGUAAAAAGUACACAAUCCCCUCUCUCUUGUGACUAGAUGUGUGCCUAACUGAAAAGGAAAAAAAAAAAAAGAAAGAAAAAUGACGCAAUAAUCAACCUUCAAUCUUCUGCACUGGUUAACUGGUCAAAUGAUACAGUACAAUAUGUAUUUUAAAUGUUUUUUUUGCUGCCCUAUGAAAUACAAUCUUGGCAUUAUCAUUGCUACAUUUUUAUGGUGUUUGUCAUGAUUUUGAUGUCGGAAAUAAACUAUCUACUACUACUACUUUUGACAUUUAAGACAAUCAAGAUUUGGCUAUCUUAUCUCAUGGGUAUAUUGCAGAAUGAUGGUAAAGACACUAUUACAUUGUGUAAAAUACCCCUCUUAAUAUGUAAUACAGUGUUUUGCAUUUUCAGUUUGUAUGAAUGCUUUUGUGCAAUAUUUGACAAUAAUUUGGCAGAAUCUGAGCCUUUGUGUGUUUUUCGUAAUAAAGAAUGUUUUACCAUA
Messenger RNA from Thunnus maccoyii (southern bluefin tuna), 2390 nucleotides. RefSeq names its product CD302 molecule (gene cd302). NCBI's taxonomy places the organism in Eukaryota, Metazoa, Chordata, Actinopteri, Scombriformes, Scombridae. The transcript is spliced from 6 exons. Gene Ontology annotation, molecular function: signaling receptor activity. The coding region runs from base 80 to 811 and encodes 243 amino acids. The record is from RefSeq and is a predicted model, not a curated record.